AUGGCGUCCGAUUCGGGGCCGCAGACUCCCAGCUCCAAAGGGAUCAUGACCUUUCACCCCACUGCUGAGGAGUUUCAGAACUUCAGCCGCUAUAUCGCAUACAUGGAGUCCCAGGGAGCACACAAAGCUGGUCUGGCUAAAGUAAGCAACGACACAACCCCUUCUGCCUUGUGAAGAUUCUUUUCUGAUUUGUAUUACCUAUACCUGCUUUCAGAACUGUAACUUUGUGGUACUAAAAUGUUAUGUUUUUAUAGAUCGUGCCACCGAAGGAUUGGAAACCCAGGAAGUCCUAUGACGAUAUAGAUGACUUGGUGAUCCCAGCUCCCAUCCAGCAGGUCGUGACGGGCCAGUCAGGUCUGUUCACCCAGUACAACAUCCAGAAGAAGCCCAUGACCGUCCGAGAGUUCCGCAAGACGACCAACAGCGACAAGUGAGUCUGACUGCACCAACACUGUAACAUCUGUAACAUACUAAACAUAGUGUAUGAAUAAGCAAUUCUGUAUGUUUCCUCUUGUAUGAAGACUUUGUGAAUUGGUCUGUGAUUGGGAAAGCCACUCUGUGGACAUGCUAUAUGAUUGAGGAAAUUAUACAGCUACAAAAGUUAAUAACAUGGUUGAAAGUUGGGGUUUGUAUGAUCAUGUAAGUAUUAUUAAUUAUUGUUUCUCUAGAUUUUGACAGGCUGUGGCUUUACAGGCACUCAUUAAAAAACUUGAUCAUUUCUAAUCAGCAGUACCGAUUGGCCCUGUUUAUUUUUUCCCCAUCAUAGGUUCUGCAGUCCUCGCUAUGCCGACUUUGAGGAGCUGGAGAGGAAGUACUGGAAGAACGUGACCUUUAACCCGCCCAUCUACGGGGCCGAUGUGAACGGAACACUCUAUGACCCUGUGAGUAAUAACGAAUCCCCUCUGGGUUGUUUUUAAUAUUCUAUGGUGUUUACAAUGUUGACAUGUUGUUAUUGUUCCUAGUUAUAAGGAUGUUGGCUGAUGAGAGUGAGGUGUUUUGUGGUUGUGUAGACGGACGGUUGUGUAGAUUACUUGUAAGUGUUUCUCUCAGUCAUGUGUUGCACCCACAAUUUUAAUUCACAACAAAUCUACAAGGCUGCAAUGGUUUUGUUUCAAUGCAUCGAUGAUGAUAAUAAAUCUCCAGCGACAAUAGUUACAUUAUUCUAUCUUUCUCUCCAGGAUGUGACAGAUUGGAACAUCGGCAAACUGAACACCAUCCUGGACACGGUGGAGCACGAGAGUGGUAUAACCAUCGAGGGGGUGAACACGCCCUACCUGUACUUUGGCAUGUGGAAGACCACCUUCGCCUGGCACACCGAGGACAUGGACCUCUACAGCAUCAACUACCUCCACUUUGGAGCGCCCAAGUCCUGGUAACUAACUACACUAUUACUCACAUAAUAGAUUUACCGGUAGUUGUGUGUGUGUGUAUAAGAGCCAUGUUAUUAAGCAUCGACAUACUGAUGAUGGUAAUGGGAGUGCAGUUUGGGGACUCUUUGUCAUUAUCGGAACAACACUCAACAAGUAAAAUAAAUGGCAACUAUUGUAAUGUCUCUGUUAUAACAGGUGAUAACUGAUUAUUGACAGUCUGAUAUCCUCACAGGUACUGUGUUCCUCCAGAGCAUGGGAAAAGAAUGGAGCGCUUGGCUCAAGGUGAGAGGCAUGAUCAUGUGUGAAGUUUGAGGCUGUUAGAACAACUGAUUUUUAACAAGCAUUAAUCCAAUGCACUGUUUUCUGCUGUUCCCUUGCAGGGUUUUUCCCUGGAAGCCACCAAAAUUGCGAAGCCUUCCUGAGGCACAAGAUGACCCUCAUCUCUCCCUCCAUAUUGAGGAAAUAUGGCAUUCCAUUUGAGAAAGUAAUACUAGCCUAAUACAAUGUGUGAUGUCAUAAACUCUUAUGCUGAUAUAUAAAGCUUUACACAGGGUAUAGUAUAUCAUUGCUAUUUCCUAUUUGUUUUCCAGAUCACUCAGGAGCCGGGUGAGUUCAUGGUGACGUUUCCCUAUAGCUACCACGCCGGAUUUAACCAUGGCUAUAACUGUGCAGAGUCCACCAACUUUGCAACUGAAAGAUGGAUUGAGUAUGGAAAGCAAGCCAUACUGGUAAGGAUAAAAAAAAUUUUUUAAUGUAUUUCAGUGUUCCUCCUUUAAAGGUGCUAUACAUAGGAUUUUUUUUAGGUUUUGCAUUUUAAUUUCAGAACAUUUAAAUUAUAUCUGCAGUAAUAGUGUGACGAUAGUGUUUCACAGUAUUACUUACCCGCCAGUGUUGUGAUUGGCUGUGAUAUUCGCCUAUUGAUUUCUCCCGCUGGGCCGGUUUAUUUUAUAAAAAUGGGAAAGCUGUGGCUGUGUUAUCUAGUGGAAACCAGGGCAAGCGGCCAAUGUAGAAAUAGCUCUGUCAUUUCCUGGUUGCAAAAAUUCUACACUGUUCACUCAAGUUCAAUGUAUGUGAGAAAACAAGCACUGAAUAGUGUAGAGAAUCAAUGUUAAAUAUCUUUUCAAUAACCAAAAAUAUACACUGAACAAAAAUAUAAACUCAACAUGCAACAAUUUCAAAGAUUUUAAACAGUUACAGUUCUUAUAAGGAAAUCAGUCAGUUGAAAUCAAUUCAUUAGGCCCUAAUCUAUGCAUUUCACAUGACUGGGAAUACAGAUAUGCAUAUGUUGGUCACAGAUACCUUAAAAAAAAAAAAGUAGGGGCCUGGAUCAGAAAUCUGGUGUGACCAGCAUUUGCCUCAGGCAGCGUGACACAUCUCCUUCGCAUAGAGCUGAUCAGGCUGUUGAUUGUGGCAUCUGGAAUGUUGUCCCACUCCUCUUCAAUGGCUGUGUGAAGUUGCUGGAUAUUGGUGGGAACUGGAACACUUUGUCAUACACGUCGAUCCAGAGCAUCCCAAACAUGCUCAUUGAGUGACAUGUCUGGUGAGUAUGCAGGCCAUGGAAGACCUGGGAAAUUUUCAGCUUCCAGGAAUUGUGUACAGAUCCUUGCGACAUGGGGCCGUGCAUUAUCAGGCUGAAACAUGAACUGAUGGCGGCGGAUGAAUGGCAUGACAAUGGGCCUCAGGAUCUUGUCACGGUAUCUCUGUGCAUUCAAAUUGCCAUCGAUAAAAUACAAUUGUGUUUGUUGUCCGUAGCUUAGUUUGUGCAGAAAUUAUUCGGUUGUGCAAACCCACAGUUUCAUCAGCUGUCCAGGUGGCUGGUCUCAGAUGGUUCCAUAGGUGAAGAAGCCGGAUGUGGAGGUCCUGGGCUGGCGUUGUUACACGUGGUCUGCGGUUGUGAGUCUAGCUGGACGUACUGCCAAAUUCUCUAAAACGACGUUGGAGGUGGCUUAUGGUAGAGAAAUGAACAUUACAUUCUCUGGCAACAGUUCUUGUGGACCUUUCUGCAGUCAGCAUGCCAAUGGCACGCUCCCUCAACAUUUGAGACAUCUGUGGUAUUGUGUUGUGACAAAACUGCACAUUUUAGAGUGUCCUUCUAUUGUCCCUAGCACAAGGUGCACCUGUGUAAUGGUCAUGCUGUUUAAUCAGCUUCUUGAUAUGCCACACCUGUCAGGUGGAUGGAUUAUCUUGGCAAAGGAGAAAUCCUCACUAACAGGGAUGUAAACAAAUUUGUGCACAGAAUUUGAGAGAAAUAAGCUUUUUGUGCAGAUGGUAAAUUUACGGGAUCUUUUAGUUCAGCUCAUGAAACAUGGGACCAACACUUUACAUGUUGCGUUUUAUAUUUUUGUUCAGUGUAGUUUUUACAGGUGUUUGAGGCUGGUGGACCAAAAGUAAAAGGCUCAAGCACGAGUCUCUGACAUGUUACUGGGAAAUGGGAUACAGGGGGAGGGGGAGGGGGGAUUUGUUUUGAAUGCAGCCUAGUGCUGUUGCAAUUCACCUACCUUCCACAUAGGGGACAAAUUCAGAGAUUCUAUGUGUAGCACCUUUAAACAACCUUGUACAUUAAUAUCAUUAUCAAGGGAUGCUAUAGUAGGAACAUUGUGGCAUAUAUAUGGUAAAUGAGGGAAACUGGGAAAAGACGGUCCUUUUAUCAUCAAUACUGUCUCAUAAAGCUCUAUCAGACUGACCUUAGUUUUACUUUAGUGGUUGUUUAACCUUCAUUCUUUGGGGGCAUGAUUACUUCCCUAGCACUUAUACUUCCUACCUCUUUCCUCCAGUGUUCGUGCAGGAAGGAUAUGGUGAAGAUCUCCAUGGACCUGUUUGUGAAGAAGUACCAGCCGGACCGCUACGAGCAGUGGCUGGCAGGGCAGGACACAGGGUCCAUUGACCACUCACAACCCACCCCAGAGGCCAAGGAGUUCCUAGAGGAGGAUCAGGGGAAGGACUGCAUCUCCCAUGAGCCCUGUGUGGAGGAGCUCAACACGGAGGGGGAGAGAAAGAGGUCAGAAGAGAUCUGUUAAUUUUUAUGUUGGUAGAGCAGAUUUUGUUUUGUUUUAUGGUAUAUGGAUUUAAAUUCCCAUUCUGAAAUGCUUGACAUGAAAAACUAUUAAACUUUGAUGUUUUGUGGCCCAUCAGCCCCACACAGAGGAUAGGGACCAAGAGGCACCGGGUGUGUCUGGAUGUACCUGACGAGGUGGUCCCUAAAGAUGAAGAAGAGGACGAGGAGUAUGGAAAGAAAGCCAGACUAGGCCUCUCCACUCAGGGCACGGGAGCAGAGGACUGCGAAGAUACAGGUAAUCUCACUGACAGUAAGGCUGUGCCUUUCUACCUCAUCACUUAUUUUCACAAUUUAAAACCUGUGCAAUUAUAUGAAACCUCUACACAGAUGAUGCAUGGUAUGAUACAUUAGUACAAAUCAGAGGUAACAUGAAAAAGUAUCAUGUCAGCGCCUUUGGAGGCUUGUGUUCAAAUCCCACCGCUGCCACCAAAUGUCAAAUUGUUUGAAUCUAGGCCUCUUUUGUGUUUGUAUUAGGGCUAUUCACCUGUAAAGGAAUUUCGCUGAGACUGUUAAAGUUAGUCCUUGUGCAUAGAGUUCUAUGGUUUGUUAAACUUUGAAAUCAAUGGUUUUUGUUUGGUAUACAUUUUAAAGUUAAAAAUCUGAGUAUUGUAGUAAAUAGAUCUGCAUCACUGAUUCACAGUGGGACUCUGAUACUUGGAAAUGAUAUCCCCAUUGCUUCUCCAUGUUUGUAUUUCAGUCACCUUGAGGGACCUCCCUAAUGUAAAGACAGACCCUAUGCAGGGCAACAGCAGCAGAAGCCCUGCUCCGCAAAAAGUCACAAUCCCCUCCACCAGCAAUCAUGCGGCAGCCAUUUUGGCUCAACCCCAGUCGCACAGAAACGGGCACCUUCCAGGAGUGGCUCCUCCAGCCAGGACCGGCGCCUCCACCCAUCCGAUCAGAAAGCUAGGGGUGGCCAGCCUGCUCUUUCAUAAGACCCAGAGCCCUAAGGAGGCCCUGCAGGUCCACAGCUACGCCCGCGAGAACCAGCAGCAGAUUCAUCACACCCACCUCCAUGUGCACAGUUACGCCAGGGAGCACCUGCCACGGCACCUCCAACCCCACCUGCAACUCAAGCCCAAGCCCCAGGCCCAAGUCAAGGCCGAGCAGCAGGAGUCCCAUGUCCCAUCUACCAAAGGAGAGCAGAACCAGGCCGAAGCACAGAGUCCCUGUAAGGGAGAACAGGUUGAAACCAAAGUCCAGACCCAAGGCCUCGAUAAGUGGCGGCAGCAUCCUGGCGAGGCCCAGGCUUGGGAGGAGAGGUCCGAAGCCAGAUCCCCUAGCAGUCCAGAGCCCGUUCAGACCCAAGCACACAACAGGGCAGCCAAAAGGGUUGAGGCGGAGGUCCGAAGGGACAGGCGGAAGGUUUGUUUGCCCUCUUUCAUGGCGUUAUCUUUAGCAGUUAUUACUGUUUGGUUAUAAGUUUGUAGUGUAGUUUGUGAUGAUAGUAGAGACUGAUAUUAGAGGUGAAUAUGUUAAAAAUGAAAAUGUGACAUUGAUGUUUCCACACUUGCCAUACAGUAGAAAAUGCCAUUAGAUGUGGAAACGACACGAGCCAGCUGAUGGUUACUCAUCCUCUUCCUUCCUCUUUCUCUCUUUCCACAGCAAUGUCUUUCCCCUGUGCAGGCGGAGUUAACUUUAAUGAAGCAGACAAACUUAUGUCCAAAUAAGCCAACAAUCUUACGUCCAAGUAAGCUGACAAACUUAAGUCCAAGUAAGCAGACGGACUCAAGUCAGAGUAAGCAGACGCAGUCAAGUUCAAGUAAGCAGACGGAAUGCAAGAGUAAACCGCAUCCUCUCCUCCGCAAGCUGCCCAAACAGCACCCACUACUCAGGACCAGGGAAAGCUCCAGUGAUGACGGUGAGUACCUGGUUGUAGUGCCGUCAUGGACUUUUAUAACAAGCAACCAUUUGCGAGGCUCGACAUUCACUAGGGGACAAGUAAAAAAAAAAAAAAAUGUUGGACAAGAAGAUUUAAGUUGUCCGAAUGGACAAGUAAAAAAAUUCACACAUCACAAUAUCAAACAAUUACUCCAAUCAGAAUUGGAUCAGUGAGACCAACAUUUAAAUAAUAUUCAAAUCUGUUUUUCAUAUACAUAAUAAAAAAGCCUACAUGUCAAAGUGUAGGUGAUGCGUAUUGUCGACAGCCUCAUCCAAACCGAUGCUGACAUGAGGGAGGUGCCAUAAAAUGUAGCCAAACUUUAAUAAGACUUUUAAUGACAGAAAUAUAGGCUAAAGGUCAGUCAUGUUUGACAAAUAUAAUGAAGGAUACUUAAUGUUAUCCACAAGCUUGAUUCUGACGACAUACAGUGCAUUUGGAAAGUAUUCAGACUUAACUUUUUCCACAUUUUGUUACAUUACAGCCUUAUUGUUUUUUACCCUCAUCAAUCUACACAAAAUACCCCAUAAUAACAACGUUGUUUUUUACAUUUUUGCAAAUGUAAAAAAUAACAACCCCGGAAAUAUCACAUUUACAUAAGUAUUCAGACCUUUUACUCAGUACUUUGUUGAAGCACCUUUGGCAGCGAUUACAGCCUUGAGUCUUCUUGGGUAUGACGCUACAAGCUUGGCACACCUGUAUUUGGGGAGUUUCUCCAAUUCUUCUCUGCAGAUCCUCUCAAGCUCUGUCAGGUAGGAUGGGGAGCGUCGCUGCACAGCUAUUUUCAGGUCUCUCCAGAGAUGUUCGAUCGGGGUUCAAUUCCGGGCUCUGGCUGGGCCACUCAAGGACAUUCAGAGACUUGUCCCGAAGCCACUCCUGCGUUCUCUUGGCUGUGUGCUUAGGGUCGUUGUCCUGUUGGAAGGUGAACCUUUGCCCAAGUCUGAGGUCCUGAGCGCUCUGGAGCAGGUUUUCAUCAAGGAUCUCUCUGUACUUUGCUCCGUUCAUAUUUCCCUUGAUCCUGACUAGCCUCCCAGUCCCUGCCGCUUUCCUCAAGACGUGACGCUUGGCAUUCAGGCCAAAGAGUGCAAUCUUGGUUUCAUCACACCAGAGAAUCUUGUUUCUCAUGGUCUGAGAGUCUUUAGGUGACUUUUGGCAAACCCCAAGCGGGCUGUCAUGUGCCUUUUUACUGGGGAGUGGCUUCCGUCUGGCCACUCUACCAUAAAGGCCUGAUUGGUAGAGUGCUGCAGAGAUGGUUGUCCUUCUGGAAGGUUCUCCCAUCUCCACAGAGGAACUCCGGAGCUCUGUCAGAGUGACCAUCAGGCUCUAGGAAGAGUCUUGGUAGUUCCAAACUUCUUCCAUUUAAGAAUGUUGGUGGCCACUGUGUUCUUGGGGAUCUUCAAUGCUGCAGAAAUGUUUUGGUACCCUUCCCCAGAUCUGUGCCUCGACACAAUCCUGUCUUGGAGCUCUACGGACAAUUCCUUUGACCUCAUGGCUUGGUUUUUGCUCUGACAUGCACUGUCAACUGUGGGACCUUACAGUGAGGGAAAAAAGUAUUUGAUCCCCUGCUGAUUUUGUACAUUUGCCCACUGACAAAGAAAUGAUCAGUCUAUAAUUUUAAUGGUAGGUUUAUUUGAACAGUUAGAGACAGAAUAACAACAAAAAAAUCCAGAAAAACGCAUGUCAAAAAUGUUAUAAAUUGAUUUGCAUUUUAAUGAGGGAAAUAAGUAUUUGACCCCCUCUCAAUCAGAAAGAUUUCUGGCUCCCAGGUGUCUUUUAUACAGGUAACGAGCUGAGAUUAGGAGCACACUCUUAAAGGGAGUGCCUGUAAUCUCAGCUUGUUACCUGUAUAAAAGACACCUGUCCACAGAAGCAAUCAAUCAAUCAGAUUCCAAACUCUCUACCAUGGCCAACACUAAAGAGCUCUCCAAGGAUGUCAGGGACAAGAUUGUAGACCUACACAAUGCUGGAAUGGGCUACAAGACCAUCGCCAAGCAGCUUGGUGAGAAGGUGACAACAGUUGGUGCGAUUAUUCGCAAAUGGAAGAAACACAAAAGCACUGUCAAUCUCCCUCGGCCUGGGGCUCCAUGCAAGAUCUCACCUCGUGGAGUUGCAAUGAUCAUGAGAACGGUGAGGAAUCAGCCCAGAACUACACGGGAGGAUCUUGUCAAUGAUCUCAAGGCAGCUGGGACCAUAGUCACCAAGAAAACAAUUGGUAACACACUACGCCGUGAAGGACUGAAAUCCUGCAGCGCCCGCAAGGUCCCCCUGUUCAAGAAAGCAGAUAUACAGGCCCGUCUGAAGUUUUCCAAUGAACAUCUGAAUGAUUCAGAGGAGAACUAGGUGAAAGUGUUGUGGUCAGAUGAGACCAAAAUCGAGCUCUUUGGCAUCAACUCAGCUCGCCGUGUUUGGAGGAGGAGGAAUGCUGCCUAUGACCCCAAGAACACCAUCCCCACCGUCAAACAUGGAGGUGGAAACAUUAUGCUUUGGGGGUGUUUUUCUGCUAAGGGAACAGGACAACUUCACUGCAUCAAAGGGACGAUGGACGGGGCCAUGUACCGUCAAAUCUUGGGUAAGAACCUCCUUCCCUCAGCCAGGGCAUUGAAAAUUGUUCGUGGAUGGGUAUUCCACCAUGACAAUGAUCCAAAACACACGGCCAAGGCAACAAAGGAGUGGCUCAAGAAGAAGCACAUUAAGGUCCUGGAGUGGCCUAGCCAGUCUCCAGACCUUAAUCCCAUAGAAAAUCUGUGGAGGGAGCUGAAGGUUUGAGUUGUCAAACGUCAGGCUCGAAACCUUAAUGACUUGGAGAAGAUCUGCAAAGAGGAGUGGGACAAAAUCCCUCCUGAGAUGUGUGCAAACCUGGUGGCCAACUACAAGAAACGUCUGACCUCUGUGUUUGCCAACAAGGGUUUUGCCACCAAGUACUAAGUCAUGUUUUGCAGAGGGGUCAAAUACUUAUUUCCCUCAUUAAAAUUAAAUCAAUUUAUAACAUUUUUGACAUGCGUUUUUCUGGAUUUUGUUGUUGUUAUUCUGUCUCUCACAGUUCAAAUAAACCUACCAUUAAAAAUAUAGACUGAUCAUGUCUUUGUCAGUUGGGCAAACGUACAAAAUCAGCAGGGGAUCAAAUACUUUUUUCCCUCACUGUAUAUAGACAGGUGUGUGCCUUUCCAAAUCAUGUCCAAUCAAUUGAAUUGACCACAGGUGGACUCCAAGUUGUAGAAACAUCUCAAGUAUGAUCAAUGGAAACAGGAUGCACCUGAGCUCAAUGUCGAGUCUCAUAGCAAAGGGUCUGAAUACUUAUGUAAAUAAGGUAUUUCUGUUUUUAUUUGUUAUGCAUUUGCAAAAUAUUCUAAAAACCAGUUAUUCGCUAUGUCAUUAUGGGGUAUUGUGUCGAUGGAUGAGGAAAACAAUUAAUUUAAUACAUUUUAGAAUAAGGCUGUAAUGUGAUUUUUUUUUGGGGAAAAAGUCAAGGGGUCUGAAUACUUUCCGAAUGCACCGUACUUGAGGCACGGUUCGUUCAGAUCAAAUGGUCACAAGACCGGAGAGUGAAGGACAGUGCCUGCUGCGCACCGCACAUCACCCACCUUGAAUCUGAGCGGAGGCAGUCAGUAUUUUGAAACUAUUUAACCAUAAACUUAAUUGUUUAAAACAUGGACAUUUUAUGUCAAUUUAUAAGUAGCCUGGCCAAAAUACGACCAUAGAAAUGUUAAGGGGAUUUUUUAUUAACACUUAAAAUGCCUUUGAAACCAGUUGUUCUAUUGGUUUUCAAAUCAACAUUAUUUUAUUGUCCAGCUGCCAAAGGCAUAAUCCUAGUCAUAUCAGUAAUCCUUACUAGUUGAUGCAUCUUUAGAUCACCCCUUUCUUAUUUCUAACGGAUAUCUUCAUCUCUGUCACAUGAAACUCCUCACGCGUGCGGUGUGCUUUUGAGAACAGUGUUUUCCCGCUAAUUGCAUUUUGGAACAUACGUAAAUAGCCUAUAGCCAUGUGCGCAUUGUUGUGCUUAUAAUAUGAAGAAGUAAAACUUUAUCAAUAUUUUAAGCUAAACGGUCUGUUCGGUUGCAUCAGCCUCAUUGCUUUAAAAAAAAAUUGCAAUGUGCAGUGGUUGUAUGAAUUUUGGAUCUGUCGUCCCAGAGUCUGUUUUGGACCGUAGACAUGUACAAAAGUAUUUGGUUGUAAUUGUAAGGUUGCAAUAUUUUAUAGGCUACCAAGGGUGGCCAACCAUCCUCCAGGAGAGCCUUAAAGGGGCAGUGUUGUAUUUUGAGACAGGCUUGAAUAUGCAAAGGCAGAAUGUAGCCAAAAUGUGUGUCUGAUUCUCUAUGGUAAAAAAGAUAGUAAUGCAUUUUAAUUAGUAAAGUGGUGCCUUGCAUCAUACAAUGAUGUAAAAAUUGUGUUACAGACCAUUUUUCUAUUUUUGGACAUGUGACUUGAGCUUUUGGACAAGUAAAAAAUCUGUGCUACUUGUCCGAAGGAUAAGUGGUAAAAAAAAAAAGCUAAUGUCAAGCCCUGAUUUGAACGGAUGUUCUGUACAUAUUCAGAGCCCUGCUCUCGUUCUCGUUUCUCUUAACCUCCCUCUUCCAUCUCUCUCUCUCUAUCCCUAUCUUUCUCUCCUGCAGAUGAACUGUGUGUGGACAUGGAGGAUGAACCAGAGGAGAAGGAGGAGUGGGCCAAGCCCCUGGCCCAGCUGUGGCAGAGCAGACCUUACAACCCCCAGGCGGAGAGGGAAUACAACAAACUCAUGGGCCUGCAGGCCCCCUACUGCUCCAUCUGCCUGCUUUUCCACACAUAUGACCAGGUAAGAGAACUCCACUGUCUUGCUUCAACUACAGUUCAGCUGUUGUUCAUAGGCACCCAAACAAGGUUUUUAUUUGACUGAUAACGCAAAACAUAAUAAUGAGGUCCAAAACAUUUUAGUUUUUACAAUUUUGAUUCACUGAAACCAUUCAGCCAACAAGUCCAGGUCAGCACAAUAACAUUCAUAUAAACGACUAUUUAACGCUACUAAUACGUGUACCUUUCCCUCCUAUCCAGUCGGAGUCAAGCGGCAACCCCAGCUACAUUCUAAAAGGCCGGCGCGGGGGCAGACAGAGGUCCAAGCCCCUGAUCCCGGAGAUGUGUUUCAGCACCACCAAUGACAAGACGAACAACAGCAGCAGCAGCGAGGGCGAGGGACAACUUUCCACCCCUCACCUGGAGGAGGACGGCACCAGCCUGCUGGUCUGCUGCUCCCAGUGCUGCGUCCGCGUCCACGCCAGUGAGUAACCCAGCUUCAUUCACUAUCACUAUGUUUACAGCCUGUUAGAUUGAGCAUGUAUUUCAUUAGUAAUUACAUUUACAUUUACAUUUUAGUCAUUUAGCAGACGCUCUUAUCCAGAGCGACUUACAGUUAGUGAAUACAUGUUUUUUUUUUAUACUGGCCCCCCGUGGGAAACGAACCCACAACCCUGGCGUUACAAACGCCAUGCUCUAUCAACUGAGCUACAUCCCCGCCGGCCAUUCCCUCCCCUACCCUGGAUGACGCUGGGCCAAUUGUGCGCCGCCCAUGAGUCUCCCGGUCGCGGCCGGCUGCGACAGAGCCUGGAUUCGAACCAGGAUCUCUAGUGGCACAGUUAGCACUGCGAUGCAGUGCCUUAGACCACUGCGCCACUCAGGAGUCUGCUAAUUGAUUGUAGUGUUGUAGGCUACGCUUUCAAUGAAUUCUAGUUAAUUUACACCAGUUGUUAGACAGCACGUUUCCAUUGAUAAUCAAUGAUUUGCUCUUGCUGAAUCCCAGUUCAUUCACAUCAGCAGUCCGUUUCACACUACUGUUUAGUAUGGUAUGCCGUUUGGGUCUUUGCGUGUCAAAUAACACUGUGGAAAAUCACCUCCCCAGUCAGCCUAUUGUGCGUCAUUGACAUUCAUAUUGCACUGUACAGCCUUGUCUAAGGAUUGGGUUGACUGGUACAAUAAAUGUGGCUCAUUUCACAGUGGUUUCAGAGUCCCGCAAUAAGAGCUACGAUGCUAAUGUUCUGUAGGUGUCACAGAGUAGACUGUCAUUGAUCCACAAUCCAUAGGUAAGGCUGUACAGUGAAAUACGUAUGCCUCCAAUUCAAUUCUAAAGUCUAAAUCCACAGUGUGAUUCCAACAGAUUUUUGUCAAAUUAACAAAUUGUCUUUUGUUGAAUUUAUAUAACAUUCCAACCUUGUUUAGCAUAAUCUAUUCCAUUUAUGGCAUGAUUCCACUAUUUGUAUUCAUUUGCAUCAACUUUCAAUGAGACUUUUAUUUUGAAGGCGAACCGCAAAUUCCACUAUUGUGGCUAAUCCUUAUUGUGGCUAGCUUCACAUUGGUGGGUCCGACCAUCAUUAAUCAAAUAAGAACUGUUUUAUAAAUUAGGGGUAUUUUUAAAUGAUGAUACCUAGCUAGAUAGUUAGCUAGCUAACUAUAGCUACUGAAACAGAUUGUCGUUUUGCUCUGUUUUUGGGGAAGAACAUUGUUUGCAUCCAUCAGCUAGCUACCUUUUUUUUAAUGACCGACACUGUCCCAGGGCUUGGCGAAGUGUGUCUGCGCUCGUGCGGGAUUGGCAGGUGCGCUAGACAACUUUGCCAGCAUCGUAGCAUACAUAUCGGUGAAUCGCUGUGACACAUGAAAUAUGAGUGAUAGUGUAAUCAAUGUGUAAUAACUACGUAGAAAUGAAUGUGACUACAUUCAAUUGUUAUGUGACUUGCAGUUAUAUUCAGGUCCUGAUUGGUCAACAAGCUUAUUUGACUCGUCAAAUAGUGUUAUUUGACGUAUAUCUUUCUUGACAUGAAAAGACCCAAACGGCGUUCCAUAGUUUAGAGGACAGUUCAUGUUUAUUGUGUUCAAUAUGUUUAAUGUAAUCAAUGAAAUGCUCUCAAGGAAAAAACAGUUAAUUCCAGAGUUGAGAAUUGACAAUUACUCACAAGCGUUCCAGAAUCUACAUAAUCAAUUAUUAAACAAUAACAUGUGACAAACCACCACUUUUAAAUAGAAAAAUGGCCUCAAUGUUUUUCCUGUCCCUCUCAGGUUGCUAUGGAGUGUCUGCAGACCAAGUGUCAGAUGAGUGGAUGUGUGCCCGCUGUGAGGCCAACGCUUUAACUGAGGUCAGUAGUACUGAAAUCAAGUACAUCUGAAACCAUAUCCUACUUUAUGCACUAGCUCCAUACUGUAACAUGCAGGGCUCCUUUGCGAAAGAGACCUUGAUAAAAUAAAGGUCAAAUAAAUACUAACAAUGAGGUGGGAUAGGAGAGAUGUCAUUGCUAAGCUCAUAUGCAUGAAACUCCUUCAUAGAUUCUAAGAACUAGACCUAAGCUAAUUGAAGAAAGAAAGCUGACAUCAAAAAAGUAUAGGAUCAAAUCACAUUUAUUUUAGGGUUCUCCCCAGGAGUUUUAUUACAUAGUGGCGCAGCCAGUCCACAAGGUGGCGCAGCACCCCUCUUACAUUCCUUGGGGAGAACCCUGAAUUUAACCUCAUUAAAUUUGCUGACCCAAUAUUGGAUAGUGAAAGUCCUAUCCUGUACUGGGUCUUGCACGCCAAGUAAUGAAUCUUAGUUUGGAUGUGUGGUUCUUGAUUAUUGGACUAUUUAGUGAAAUGUAUUUCUGCCUCAGAAUACAAGUACUUGUCAAGCUGUGAAAUAUGUCUGUUUUGGAUUAAGUCCCAACUUGUUAUAACCCAGUUUAGCUGCUAGAGGGCAGUGUUGUUUAAGAGAGAAGUAAUGUACAUUCUGGCUUUUGUCUCUACAUUUACAUUUACAUUUUAGUCAUUUAGCAGACGCUCUUAUCCAGAGCGACUUACAGUUAGUGAAUACAUAUUUUUUUUUAUACUGGCCCCCCGUGGGAAUCGAACCCACAACCCUGGCGUUGCAAACGCCAUGCUCUAUCAACUGAGCUACAUCCCUGCCGGCCAUUCCCUCCCCUACCCUGGACGACGCUGGGCCAAUUGUGCGCCGCCCAUGAGUCUCCCGGUCGCGGCCGGCUGCGACAGAGCCUGGAUUCGAACCAGGAUUUCUAGUGACACAGUUAGCACUGCGAUGCAGUGCCUUAGACCACUGCGCCACUCAGGAGACUCUCCGUGGGACCCAAUGUAUUGAGCAAAGCCAGGAGCAGAAUCGCUGAUUUUAGUCACAUGAGUAAUUAUUUGGAAUGUAAGGUGAUUUCUAGAUCAGUGAUUUUUGCGCAGUCCUGACUGCAAGUUAUCAAUUUCAAACCCGCACAAAUGACAGAAAGUUGAGACGCAGCUCUCACUUAUGUUCAAGUGCUUGUUUCUGGCCACCCCAGAGUUAGCUUCCUAGGUCCAUAAAAGUCCCCCAUUACAAGAUAAUGGAAAACCCACUGCCAGGCAGCACAGCAAGGACUGUAAAUAGCAGUACUCUGGCCAGCUUUGUUUGCAAAAGGGUAUUGCCAUAGACAAUGUGGAGAAAUGUUUCAAAUAAAAAGAGUACAUUCUGGUAAUGACUUGAAGGAAUUUAAGUCGGUAAAUAACUCAUUUGCUCCACGUUGCAUUAAAUGGGGAUGUUUUAAUUAAGCCCAAUCUUAGUACUGUAAAUACUAAGCAAAGGACUGUAAAAUAAAGUGAAACCAAAAUGUGAUGUUAAACACAAGGUCAGAGGUCAUCUGUGUGUGUGUCUCUCCCUCAGGACUGCUGCCUGUGUUCACUGCGAGGGGGAGCUCUACAGAGAGCCAACAACGACAAGUGAGUAGUGCAGCGAUUUCAGGAGCUACCCAUUUAAUGGAAGGCUUCCAGGCUAAAUGUACAGUGAGGGGAAAAAAGUAUUUGAUCCCCUGCUGAUUUUGUACAUUUGCCCACUGACAAAGAAAUUAUCAGUCUAUUAUUUUAAUGGUAGGUUUAUUUGAACAGUGAGAGACAGAAUAACAACAAAAAAAUCAAGAAAAACGCAUGUCAAAAAUGUAAUAAAUUGAUUUGCAUUUUAAUGAGGGAAAUAAGUAUUUGACCCCCUCUCAAUCAGAAAGAUUUCUGGCUCCCAGGUGUCUUUUAUACAGGUAACGAGCUGAGAUUAGGAGCACACUCUUAAAGGGAGUGCUCCUAAUCUCAGCUUGUUACCUGUAUAAAAGACACCUGUCCACAGAAGCAAUCAAUCAAUCAGAUUCCAAACUCUCCACCAUGGCCAAGACCAAAGAGCUCUCCAAGGAUGUCCGGGACAAGAUUGUAGACCUACACAAGGAUGGAAUGUGCUACAAGACCAUCGCCAAGCAGCUUGGUGAGAAGGUGACAAUAGUUGGUGCGAUUAUUCGCAAAUGGAAGAAACACAAAAUAACUGUCAAUCUCCCUCGGCCUGGGGCUCCAUGCAAGAUCUCACCUCGUGGAUCUGCAAUGAUCAUGAGAACGGUGAGGAAUCAGCCCAGAACUACACGGGAGGAUCUUGUCAAUGAUCUCAAGGCAGCUGGGACCAUAGUCACCAAGAAAACAAUUGGUAACACACUACGCCGUGAAGGACUGAAAUCCUGCAGCGCCCGCAAGGUGCCCCUGCUCAAGAAAGCACAUAUACAGACCCGUCAGAAGUUUGCCAAUGAACAUCUGAAUAAUUCAGAGGAGAACUGUGUGAAAGUGUUGUGGUCAGAUGAGACCAAAAUCGAGCUCUUUGGCAUCAACUCAACUCGCCGUGUUUGGAGGAGGAGGAAUGCUGCCUAUGACCCCAAGAACACCAUGCCCACCGUCAAACAUGGAGGUGGAAACAUUAUGCUUUGGGGGUGUUUUUCUGCUAAGGGGACAGGACAACUUCACCGCAUCAAAGGGACGAUGGAUGGGGCCAUGUACCGUCAAAUCUUGGGUGAGAACCUCCUUCCCUCAGCCAGGGCAUUGAAAAUGGGUCGUGGAUGGGUAUUCCAGCAUGACAAUGAACCAAAAAACACGGCCAAGGCCACAAAGGAGUGGCUCAAGAAGAAGCACAUUAAGGUCCUGGAGUGGCCUAGCCAGUUUCCAGACCUUAAUCCCAUAGAAAAUCUGUGGAGGGAGCUGAAGGUUUGAAUUGCCAAACGUCAGCCUCAAAACCUUAAUGACUUGGAGAAUAUCUGCAAAGAGGAGUGGGACAAAAUCCCUCCUGAGAUGUGUGCAAACCUGGUGGCCAACUACAAGAAAUGUCUGACCUCUGUGAUUGCCAACAAGGGUUUUGCCACCAAGUACUAAGUCAUGUUUUGCAGAGGGGUCAAAUACAUAUUUCCCUCAUUAAAAUGCAAAUCUAUUUAUAACAUUUUUGACAUGCAUUUUUCUGGAUUUUGUUGUUGUUAUUCUGUCUCUCACUGUUCAAAUAAACCUACCAUUGAAAUUAUAGACUGAUCAUUUCUUUGUCAGUGGGCAAACGUACAAAAUCAGCAGGGGAUCAAAUACUUUUUUCCCUCACUGUAUGUAGUUACACACAACGCUACAACCACUCUUGUCUGUAGCCAGUAGACUCACUUUACUCUACUCGCUGAAUCUAGGACACUUCAGUAAAGGUAAAAGGCAGGGAAUGCCUGUAGACCAAGCUAGCUUUCUCCUCUGUCUAGUCAAGUUUCUGUAAUGGCUUGUGACAGUGAGAAGCCUGUGCUAGUGUACAACAAGACCUUUGAUAUUUAUGAGGGAGAUGUUCUCUAUACUGUAGCAUUACAAGAUCUAAUAUGAACCUAUUUUUGUCUAGGCUACAUGUGAUGCAAACAUUUUUUGUAUUUAUACAAAUAAAUGUUUAAUAUAGCCUAGCCAUAUUGUUAGUUAUUAAUAAUGUUACUAUGUUGUCAUUUCCUUGAAUGGUGGAAUGAAGGCACAGUAAAAUUCCUCAGUGUAUACUCUCCCCUGCUGUGUCACACACAUACUGUGUUUGAUGUGCUGUCCUAUUUGUUUGUUUCCUGUGACACAGGUGGGUGCAUGUGCUGUGUGCGCUCGCGGUCCUGGAGGCGCGCUUCGUGAACAUCACCCACCGCAAUCCUGUAGACCUUAGCUACAUCCCCCUGGCCAGGUUCCAACUGGUGAGCUACCAUUCCACCACAUUCACAGUCAGGACCAAAACAUGAUCUAGGUUACUUCUAUGUGACUUAGAUGUGUAUCAACUUCCUGUCAUUUCAGUUUCAUGGUUGAGUCACUUGACACAGUUUCUUUUUUUUUCCAACUGUUGAGAGAUACAGAAUUCAAGUUUCCUAUAGACUUUUACUCUGUCUUGUGAGCUUAGGGCUACUUGUUUUCCUUAUUAUGAGCAUUGUACACUCUGUUCUUUCUGUUCUUUUCCAGUAUUCUUCAUUAGCCCAGCACCUAUGUUUUUAAGGAUGUGCAUAUGACCACAAACUUCACAUUGUGCACUCUUCCAUUUUUCAUAAAAAAAUUAUGCUUCCACCAUUUGUUGGUGGGUCAGUCUCUUUCAUGGCUUUCACUUCUCACUCUGGUCCAGACCCCUUCUGCAUGGUUCCUUUAUUUGUCCAUGUUGAUCUACAGUGAGGAAGUGGAGUCUAUGUAUUUGAGUCUUAGGUCUUUUCUCAAUUGGAUUUGCUCAACUCCUGCGUCCUCUCUCGCCUCCUUUUGAAAAAGGUCAAAGGUAAUCGAGGAGAGGCGGCGAGGAGAGGGAACUUGAUUGAAAAUACGCUUGUGUGAAAUGACUCUCCUACUCCACUCACGCAUCAUCAGGCAAAUUGUUUUUAAAUGUGGUAGAUUUCUGUGGAGGACUCUGGUAGGAUUCACAUGAGUAUCCUCAAUGAAAGGUGGCUAUCGAGGAGGUCACUCUUCCGUUUGCCUACUAACUAAUUGACAUCUCUUUGACCACUUAUCGGUUUCCGGCUCACAGAGGGCGGAGGACAGACUGGGAAGGACAGAAAAUGUGGCACCUGGGAGCUUGAAACAGAAAGGGAACAUUGUAAUUUUCUCAAUGCCCUUGUCUCCUUCCACCUCCCCUCUGUUUUUUCCCCACCCUCCUCUCACUCCUCUCUUUCUAAUCCUCCACUGCUGCUCCUCUUCUUCCUCACCUUCCCUCCUUAUUUUCCUUUCCCUGUUCUUUGUCACUACUUCUCCCCUCUCCUCCCUUUUCAUCUCUUUUUCAACGCCCGCUGCUCCUUCUCUCACUCCCCCUCUCUCCUCCAUCUCCCUCCUCCCUAUCCACCAUCUUUCUCCCCCGCCCACCCGCAGAAGUGUUUCUACUGUAAGCGGCGGGUGAAGAGGGACGUGGGCUGUUGUGUGCAGUGUUCCCAUGGCCGCUGCACCACCGCCUUCCACCCCACCUGCGCCCAGGCCGCUGGCCAGCUCAUGCAGCCCGACGACUGGCCGUUCAUCGUCCACGUCACCUGCUACAGGCACAAGUCGCUCGUCCUGCCAGAGGUAGCUAUUACAGGGGAGGGGUUCAUGUAGUGCAAACAUGAUAAUACACUUUUGGGGAAGCAUUGCAUUACAUAUUUCUAGAGGGUUAUAUAAGAGUUUUCUGCCUCUUUUUUCCUCCCCAAAUAGCAAAUAUUAUCACAGCAAUGAUUCCUACACGUAGGUUUACCUCUGCAUAUUGAGUUUGUUGCCAUUUUCUAUUGCCUCCACCAUCAAGUGCCUUCAGAAAGGAUUCACAGCCCUCGACUUUUUCCACAUUUUGUUGUUACAGCCUGAAUUUAAAAUGGAUUCAAUUGAUAAUUUGUCACUGACCUACACACAAUACCCAGUUAUGUAAAAGUGGAAUGAUAAAAAAAAAAAUUGAGUCAAUAAGUGUUCAACUCCUUUGUUAUCAACCCUAAAUAAGUUCAGGAGUCAAAAUGUCCUUAACAAGUCACAUAAUAAGUUGCAUGGACUACAAUUAUCAGUAAGGUCCAUCAGUCGAGCAGUGAAUUUCAAACACUGAUUCAACCACAAAGACCAGGGAGGUUUUCCAAUGCCUCGCAAAGAAGGGAACCUACUGGUGGAUGGGUAAAAACAAUAAAUAAAGCAGACAUUGAAUGUCCCUUUGAGCAUGGUGAAUUUAUUAAUUACACUGGAUGGUGUAUCAAUACACCCAAUCACUAUAAAGAUACAGGCAUUCUUCCUAACUCAGUUGCCGGAGAGGAAGGAAACCACUCAGGGAUUUCACCAUGAGGCCAAUGGUGACUUUCAAACAAUUACAGAGUUGAAUGGCUGUGAUAGGAGAAAACUGAGGAUGGGUCAACAACAUUGUAGUUACUGCACAAUACUAACCUAAAUGACGGUGAAAAGAAGGAAGCCAGUACAGAAUAAACAUUUUCCAAAACAUGCAACAUGUUUACUAAAGUAACACAGGAAAGACAUUUGUCCUGAAUACAAAGCUUUAUGAUUGGGGAAAAUCCAACACAACACCUCACGGAGUACCACUCUUCAUAUUUUCAAGCAUGGUGGUGGCUGCAUCAUGUUAUGGGUAUGCUUGUCAUUGGCUAGGACUAGGUUUUUGGGGGGGAUAAAAAUUAACUGAAUAUAGCUAAGCACAGGCAAAAUGCUAGAUGGAAAAUCUGGUUCAGUCUGCUUUCCAACAGACACUGGGAGACAAAUUCACAUUUCAGCAGGACAAUAACCUAAAACACAAGGCCAAAUAUACACUGGAAUUUCUUACCAAGACUACAUUGAAUAUUCCUGAGUGGCCUGGUUACCAUUUUGGCUUAAAUUGGCUUGAAAAUCUAUUGCAAGACUUGGAAAUGGCUGUCUAGCAAUGAUCAACAACCAACUUGACAGAGCUUGAAUAAUUUUAAAAAGAAUAAUGUGCAAAUAUUGUACAAUACAGGUGUGCAAAGCUCUUAGAGACUUACCCAGAAAGACUCACCGCUUUAAUCAAUGCCAAAAGUGAUUCUAACAUCCUAUGACUCUGGGGCGUGAAGACGUACACUACCGUUCAAAAGUUUGGGGUCACUUAGAAAUGUCCUUGUUUUUGAAAGAAAAGCCUUUUUUUUUGUCCAUUAAAAUAACAUCAAAUUGAUCAGAAAUACAGUGUAGACAUUGUUAAUGUUGUAAAUGGCUAUUGUAGCUGGAAAUGGCUGAUGUUUUUUUUUUUAUGGAGUAUCUACAUAGGCAUACAGAGGCCCAUUAUCAGCAACCAUCAGUCCUGUGUUCCAAUGGCACGUUGUGUUUGCUAAUCCAAGUUUAUCAUUUUAAAAGGCAAAUGGAUCAUUAGAAAACCCUUUUGCAAUUAUGUUAGCACAGCAGAAAACUGUUGUGCUGAUUUAAAGAAGCAAUAAAACUGGCCUUCUUGAGACUAGUUGAGUAUCUGGAGCAUCAGCAAUUGUGGGUUCGAUUACAGGCUCAAAAUGGCCAGAAACAAAGAACUUUCUUCUGAAACUCGUCAGUCUAUUCUUGUUCUGAGAAAUGAAGGCUAUUUCAUGCGAGAAAUUGACAAGAAACUGAAGAUCUCGUACAACGCUGUGUACUACUCCCUUCACAGAGCAGUGCAAAGUGGCUCUAACCAGAAUAUAAAGAAGAGUGGGAGGCCCCGGUGCACAACUGAGCAAGAGUACAUUAGUGUCUAGUUUGAGAAACAGACGCCUCACAGGUCCUCAACUGACAGCUUCAUGAAAUAGUACCCGCAAAACACCAGUCUCAACGUCAACAGUGAAGAGGCGACUCCGGGAUGCUGACCUUCUAGGCAGAGUUGCAAAGAAAAAGCCAUAUCUCAGACUGGCCAAUAAAAAGAAAAGAUUAAGAUGGGCAGUCUGACAUAUGGCUUUUUCUUUGCUACUCUGCUUAGAAGGUCAGCAUCCCGGAGUCGCCUCUUCACUGUUGACGUUGAGACUGGUGUUUUGCGGGAACUAUUUAAUGAAGCUGCUAUUGGAACACAGGACUGAUGGUUGGUGAUAAUGGGCCUCUGUACGCCUAUGUAGAUAUUCCAUAACAUUAACAAUGUCUACACUGUAUCUGAUCAAUUUGAUGUUAUUUUAAUGGACAAAAAAACGAGGACAUUUCUAAGUGACCCCAAACUUUUGAACGGCAGUGUAUGUAAAUUAAAUAUUUCAGUAUUUCAUUUUCAAUAAAUGUGAAAACAUUUCUAAAAACAUGUUUUCACUUGGUUAUGGGGUAUUGUGUGUAGAUGGGUGAGGAAAAUAAUUCCAUUUUGAAUUCAGGCUGUAACACAACAAAAUGUGGAAUAAGUCCAGGGGUAUGAAUACUUUCUGAAUACACUGUAUGUUGUUUGCACAGCAGACAAUACCUGCGUCUUAGUUUUCAGGUUGAAAGCCAGUUUGAAGCCAGAUUAGACUAAACAAGUCAAAACACGCUUCCCUAAUGAAAUACCCAUUUAAAUGUUGCGCAAAAACAACAACCUCCAAACCAGAGACCAUGUGGCCAUAUAGGAACAUGACGUCCCAUCCCCCACAGUGAGACCUAGAAUGCCUGCAUGCAGGUACAGACACUUUGACAAGAUGAAAGAAUUAUGUGACUCUUGGAUCCUGUGUUACACACUUAUUUUAUGUCAGCCACCUAAUGUGAAGUGUUGUAACGAGCAUUGCGUGAGCGAGUCAGAACAAUUUUCAGAGACAAUCGGUGGCACACACACACCUGGUCUACAGUUUCUUUUGUGUGGGUUAGCCUGUCAUUCAUUCUCAGCUCGGGUCGAUUUCUAGGGUUUGUUUACAGUCAUGUAGCCUAGGCCAUCGGUUUAAUCAUCUAUGUCCAUUCAGCUGAGUGCUGUAACACAACACUUCAAUUCAGUACAACUUUAUUUAUCCCCUCGGGCCAUUACUAAAGAUCUGCUGGUUGUCUCUGUGACUUUGGCUGCUCUGAUUUAGUCAGUGCAGCGGGCAGCACACUCAACCUUUUCCCCCCCUAAAGUGCUGAAGGCUUUUGUCGAAGCUCAGCCUCAGUGCUUUAAUUCGCUAAUUGGGUAAGAUUUGAUUGUUGUAAAAGAAGACACAGGACUGAUGUUCAAUGAAAUGCAAAUGAAUGUUCUCUGAAUGUGUUGUCUGGAUUUUAAUACCUUUGUUGAGUUACCUUAAAAAGAUGUCUAACGUGAAGAGAGAAUUUCACCUCUACUGAAAUUACUUUUACCUUCACAUGUAUUUAUUCUUGCCAAAUGUCUUAAUCUUUAAGUGGAAAUAAAUGGUGUUAUCUUUAUGGUCAUCUGUUUAUGGUGCUAUAUUGAAUGGUGUGAUAAUUGUAAAAAAUAUAUAUGGCUGCAAGAUUUUUUUCUAAACAGAGUUCACUGAUGGCUUAUGCAUUUUCUCGUUUUUUUUUUAAAAUAUUUUAGCUGAAUUAACUUUAAAAGCAGAGCUAUAUAUUUUGUAAAUAAUAUAAUUUAAAUAUAUGACUCAGUUUUAAAAGGAGAAGCUGUUAGACGUUAACAAAACAGAUGCUUUUACGAGGCCACCUUCAAAUGUAUUUACGCUUGCCAGAUGUCAUAUUUGUUUAUUGGAAAUAUACAAUGUGUCUUCUCUUCAUGGUCAUCCAUUUAUGGUGCUAGGGAAAGGGGAUACCUAGUCAGUUGCACAACUGAAUGUGUCUUCUGCAUUUAACCCAAUCCCUCUGAAUCAGAAAGCUGCGGGGGGGGGGGGGGGGGGGGGUGCUGCCGCCUUAAUCCACGUCAUCGGCGCCGGGGGAGCAGUUUUUGUUGGGGAUUAACAGCCUUGCUAUUUGGAGUGGUGUGUGAUUAUUGUCCUCUUAUCUCCUAGCGCAAUAAAGCGGUCAUGCGAGAGCUGGAGGUGGGCCAGAAUGUUAUUUGUAAGCACAAAAAUGGCCGCUACUACCAGUGUGAAGUGCUGGAGCUGACCAUCGCCACUUUCUACGAGGUCGUCUUCGACGACGGCUCCUACAGCGACAACCUCUUCCCAGAGGACAUUGAGGUGAGGAAGCAUCACCUGUAUCAUUGGUUGCUUGCAUCAUAAAAUGCUAUCUGGAGGUGUUGACAAAGAGCAGAAGACACAUUUUUCGUUGUUCGCUGUAACAUGGACCGUAAAGUUCAAUUGUAUUAAAUACAAAUAUAGAGAUAUACUCUUAACAAGCUGCAAUCGCCAUGGCAACAAAUGCAAAAAAGUUUAUACUGUAACUUUACCUUUCUAAAUGUCAUUGUAGUACAAUGAGGAGCCCUAAUUUAGCAGUGCCAAUAGAUCAAUCUGUUUUUAUCAGUGCAAGCCGUGGGCUACUGUGGUAUGGCAGAAACAGUGGUAGUAUUGGUCAUAGAAAUUGACCAAUCCUAGAAAGUGGAAACAAAUCAAUCCAAUUGGGCUGUUGGCUAUAUUGACAUGCUUUAAUGGUCCAGAUGGGUAUACUACAAAACAGGAUCAAUGAGUUAGCCAGCUAUCUUGCUGAAAUGUACUGAAAUAUAUUUUUGAAAUGGGCAUGGUCUCAUUGACUCAACUAAAACGCGUAUCUAUGUUUAGCUUUUCUUAACAAACCAGAAAAUCAAUAGUUAUCUGGUUGUUCAGCAAAGUUAGCUAGCUAACUCAUUGAUCCUGCUUUUUAGUAUUACCCCUCUGGUGUAUUUAACCAUAUGACCUAUGCGAUGAGCCUGUCUAUGGUUUGGUUUCAGAACCGGGACUGCGUGAAGCUGGGCCCGCCAACAGUUGGUGACGUAGUGCAGGUGCGCUGGACCGACAACCUGCUUUACGGGGCCAAGUUUGUCGCGUCGCACUCCAUCCCUAUGUACCAGGUAAUAGGGACCACAGUAACUUCCUCGCCCCAACCACGUUGUAGUGGGUUGAGGUUUUAUAGGGAAAGCGUGGGUGGGUUUGUGUAAUUAGGUUAGCAAGUACAGCUGUUCUAAAACACAUCAAACACGGUUGUGGUCCACAUUUUUCAAGGUCUAUACCAGGGCUCUACAACCCUGUUGCUGUAGAACUACCGUCCUGUAGGUUUUCACUCCAACCCUAAUCUAGCGCACCUGAUUCUAAUAAUUAGCUGGUUGAUAAGAUGAAUCAGGUUAGUUACAACUGGGGUUGGAGCAAAAACCUACAGGAGGGUAGCUCUCCAGGAACAGGGUUGGAGAGCCCUGCUCUACUGAUUUGCUUAUAAAUGAAACAUUUUGUUUAUUCUUGCUACUCUUUUCACGUACUAAUUCACAUAUUUUACAUGCACUUCAUUCAGCACACAUAAAACAUUUUUUAAAAUUGUUGUGCGAUGUCAUUGUUUUGUGUGCUGACUCAGAUGGAGUUUGAGGACGGAUCGUCGCUGUCUGCCAAGAGGGAAGAAGUCUACAGUCUAGAUGAGGAACUGCCCAAACGAGUCAAGUCCCGAAUGGUGAGACGCGCCUCUUCCUAUGUUCCUUUAUAGGAACUGAUUUAUAUCAGAUUAGGUCAUAUGAAAUGAGAUCACAUAUCAAUUUAUCAAAGGAAUAUUGGAUUCGGUCCAUGUUUAUAAUACCCAUCUAUGUAAAUGUAUUUCUAAAAUUCUAUUUAUGAUACGUUGAUACUAUCUUUAAUGGCGCCACCUUAACUCAUAGCUAACCGGUCGCUAAUGUACUCAUGGCCUGUCUCUCACUCCUUCAGUCCAAGGCGUCAGACAUGCGCUUCGACGGGAUCUUCACAGAGAAGGAGGUCAAGCAGGGCUCCAAGAGACAGCGAGUCAUCAACUCCCGUUACAGAGAGGACUACAUCGAGCCUCUCAUAUACAGAGCUAUCAUGGAAUAACCCUCCUCUUUCUCGACUUCCUUAUAAACUCACCACACACCCAGAGGGGGGGGGGCAUCUCUGGGCACCCACAGCCUGGACAGGUGGCUCCAACCCUGGGUACUAUUAGGAACAAACUCUCUCUUCCAUGUCCCUUGGGCAUUUUUGUAAACCACGGCUGGGACUUUAAGGGAGUUUCUGCUCUUUAUGAAAUCCCCUCUCUUAUUUCUGUGAAUGGUAUCUUCUUCCUCUUUUGCGAACUGCCCAUUAAACUGGAACAGCAGAUUUAUUUUCCCCGUUCGAUGAUGACCUGCUCAACUCUAUGA
Coregonus sp. 'balchen' is the source of this 25100-nucleotide messenger RNA. The record is from the annotation of a GenBank genome assembly. Lineage: Eukaryota; Metazoa; Chordata; Actinopteri; Salmoniformes; Salmonidae.